AGCUGGGCCCGGUGCUCCUCCGAUGCGAGGGCCAGGAGACAGCCGGGCCGGGCCGGGGCACUGGGCCGAAGGUGGGCCCGGAGUCAGGCUGGCCUGGGUGCCGAUUGUGGCUCUGCCAGCGUGAGUGGCCUUGAGCAAGUCCCUGUGCCCUCGUGGUCUGUUUUCUGUCUUGGGGAUGCUAGGUGAUGUGGGCUUGUGAGGAGUCGACCAGUUGAUGGAGUCCAGUGCCUAUAGCCAGGGAGUUUCAUGCCUGCCUGUCCCACACCUGCUUGAGGUGGGGGCACAGAGAGUAAGACCCCUAGAGGACCCUGCUACCCCUCCAGUAUCUGGACAUCCCUCUGUGCUCCCAUGUACACGGGUCUUGGGGUCCAGCCAGCGGCGGCCGGACACUGAGGCAGGCAGGCUGGAGUAGGCACGGGCAGCGUUCCGCCGGCCCUCUGGGGUGGCCGCGGACCUGCAGCCGCUCCCAGUGGGGGUGAGACCUCGCCAAGGAAGGAAGGAGAAGCCAGGCCAGCCUCCAAGUGCAGACAGGACUCCCAUUCCCCAGGCACCUGUCCCCAGGGCCCAGGCCAGGACUGUUUUGGGUGCCUUGUUUUCUCUGGGCCCCCAGGCUAGGGAGAGGGGACACCAGGGAGUAGGAGCUGGUGGCUGGGAGUUGGUGAGAGUGUUGCCGGAGGGAGGGCUUGUCUAGGUGGGAGACGUGCGGCUGGUACCAGUCAUCCCAGUAACUACGGUUUACUGACUCCCUCUGGGCCUGGCGCUUGCUGGGUGCUUCACAAUCGCUGCACCAAGAGAGCAGGCUCCGAGACGGACAGCGCCGGGCUUGGGGUCACACAGCCUGUGAAGGCUUGGGCUGUUGACCCCCAGCUCGGGGCUGUGCUUUGCCGUUUUGUUUUCUGAGUGUAGGAAGAGACAACUGUGCUGGGAGUUCCGGGGGGGCAGUUGGAAAGCUGGAAGGUCCUCCGACAGAGCCCCCUGUGCGCUAGGCAGAGCCAGGUUAGCCGAGGCUCCCCAGGCUGGGCCUGUCCCAUGGGGGCUUGCCUAAUCGCACUGGGAACAGGGGCACACGUUUAUGUGUGUGGUUGUGGGGGGUGCAAAUGUCCUGGCGUUGGCUUGCCUGGACAGGCCCCCAACUUGUUGAGACUUGCGGAGGAGCAGGGCGGGGGGCCCGGAGUGGCCCCUAGCACAGGCGACAGUGCGGAGCUAGUGUUCCCAGGUUUUCAGGGGGUGCAGAGGUGGGGGCUGGCCCAAGUGCCCUGUUGCUGUGGGUGACGGGGCCUCGAGCCAGCCCUCCUCCAGUUUAGUCCUCUCUCAUCUUUUGGCCACUGGCUCAGUGCCAGGCCCCCGGGGGACUAUCUCUUAAAUGCCAGCUUCUGACCGACAAUGAAGCGGGCGCGGCACCCCCUCAUUGGCAGGGGAAGAAAAGGAGAGAUGGGAGGUGGCAGGUUUCUCUUCUGCUGAGACACAGCUGCUGCAGCUGAGGCUGCCUUGGUCCAGAAGAUUCCCUCGUGUGGCUGGGCAGUCCCCUGAACAGCACCCUGAGGGAGCCGGGCGUCUCGCUUUUCUGGGUGUGAGGUGGUGUGAGUGAGGCGCCCCACCUGCAGGCAGGGUUUGGGUGAGAGUGCCCACCAGGCCUGUCCUGGGGCGUGGGCUCCCAGAGGACAUCAGAGCCUGGAGAUCUCCCAUGACAGAUGCAGAAGCAGGCCCAAAGUUGGGGCUUGAUAGGGUCAGUGGUGGAGCUGGGUUAAGGGCCUUGGUCCAGGGCUCUGCAGUCCUGUGACAUUCUGUCCCUUCUGCCCUUGUUCCCGUGGUGCAGGUGGCAGGGCCAGACCUUGUGGCCAUAACUGUUACAUGUGGGCUGUUUGGAGGCCCGUCAGUGAGGUUGUUCUGGCCCUUUCUUUCUUUCUUUUUUUUUUUUUUUGUUCUGGCCCUUUCAAUCCUAUGCCAUCCCUGGGAAAAGGUAGUGGAGGCAAGGUCAGGAUCUGUGUCCUGUUGACUGCAUGUAGGGAAACUGAGGCAGGGGCUCCCCGUGGCCUCCUCUCAGGUCAGAAGGAGAACUUCAUGGUCCCUGUGGAGGCCCCCUCCAUCUUCCUGUCCCUGAGGAGCAGCUGUUGGGCAAGGCAGCUGGGAAUGGGAAGGAAGGCGUGGCCACGCCCCCUGGGCUCCCCCAGUGUCCAUGGCAACCUGGACCCAGUGAAUGAAUGGCGGGGGUAGUAGGCAGCGGUUGCUAAGGGAGACAGUAAACUUCUUUCAUCCUUAGCUUGGUGACCCCCCUCUUUCGCUUUUGAAUUACAAGUUAAACUGAAAGGCUGUUUUGUGAGGGGUUAAGUUUGUGCGAAGGGGCGAGGUGUGGCCGGAGGUGGCCAGGGCCUGGCUGUGAGCUGUGGUGAGAGCCGGUGGAACACCCUGCGACUGCCUGAACCCCCCCAAAAUCACAGCAAAUAGUGCCCGCUUCACACAGAUGUGCAAACACACAGAGCAGGGGCCCCGAUCAGACCCCACCUGGACACACAGAGAUGUCACCUGGAAACACAAGUCCCCCAUCGUGAUACACACUGAUUCGUGGACCACCCAGACGCACAGCCACACCACCGAACUGCCCUGUCCCGCAGACAGCACAAUGCAUGGCCUCCCGUCUCGUGGACACACAGAGCCAGACAGAGCUGGAGCAGGCUGUGCAGCUGGAGUCUGGGGAGCUGGAAGCGCCCGAGCCCAGGGGGCUGGUGCGGCAGAGCGUGGAGCUGCGGAGGCAGCUGCAGGAGGAGCAGGCCUCCUACCGGCGCAAGCUGCAGGCCUACCAGGAGGGCCAGCAGCGGCAGGCCCAGCUUGUGCAGCGGCUGCAGGCCAAGACCCUCCAGUACAGGAAGAAGUGCUCGGAGCUGGAGCAGCAGCUGGUGGAGAGAUCCACAGAGCUGGAGCAGCAGCGGCUGAGGGACACGGAGCACAGCCAUGACCUGGAGAGCGCCCUUGUCCGCCUGGAGGAGGAGCAGCAGAGGAGUGCCAGCCUGGCCCAGGUGAACUCCAUGCUCCGAGAGCAGCUGGACCAGGCGAACUCAGCCAACCAGGCUCUGAGCGAGGACAUACGCAAGGUGACCGCCGACUGGACACGCUGUCGGAAGGAGCUGGAGCAGCGGGAGGCGGCGUGGAGGCGUGAGGAAGAGUCCUUCAACACCUACUUCAGCAAUGAGCACAGCCGUCUGCUCCUCCUCUGGAGGCAGGUUGUGGGGGUCCGACGGCUGGUCAGCGAGGUGAAGAUGUCCACCGAGAGAGACCUGCUGCAUUUGGGAGGGGAGCUGGCCCGGACCUCAAGAGCCAUCCAGGAGGCGGACCUGGGGCUGAGCACCCGCCUGCAGCUGGCUGAGAGCCGGGCCGAGGCGGCCCUGGAGAAGCAGGCGCUGCUGCAGCUACAGCUGGACGAGCAGCUGCGGGACAAGGUGCUCCAGGAGAAGGAGCUGGCCCAGCUGCAGGUGCAGAGCAACCUGGACAAGGCCAAUCUCAGUGCCAGAGUGACCGAGCUGGCCCUGACGGUGGAGCGCCUUCAGAACCAGAAUCUGGAGAAGGAUCGGGUCAACAAGGCCCUGAGCGAGAAGCUUGAGGCCCUGGAAUCCCUGCGGCUCCAGGAGCAGGCGGCCCUGGAGACAGAGGACGGAGAGGGUUUGCAGCAGACCCUGAGGGACCUGGCACAGGCGGUGCUGUCGGACAUGGAGAGUGGGGUCCAGCUAAGCGGCUCUGAGCGCACGGCGGAUGCAUCGGACGGCAGCCUGCGGGGGCUCUCGGGCCCCAGGACCCCCUCCCCGCCGCGGCGUUCGUCGCCGGCCCGCGGCCGAUCCCCACGCCGAGGCCCAUCCCCAGCCUGCUCCGACUCCUCCACACUCGCCCUGAUCCACUCGGCCCUGCACAAGCGCCAGCUGCAGAUUCAGGACAUCCGAGGGCGCUAUGAGGCCAGCCAGGACCUCCUGGGCACCCUGCGGAAGCAGCUCAGUGACAGCGAGAGUGAGCGCCGCGGCCUGGAGGAGCAGCUGCAGCGUCUGCGGGACGAGACCAGCGGGGCCACCCAGGCUCACGAGGAUGCCCAGCGUGAGGCCCAGCGUCUGCGGAGCACCGUGGACCUUCUGAGCAGGGAGAAGGACAGCCUGGCCUGCAGCCUGCAGGCAGCCCAGCAGCAGGCCGAGGAGCUGCGGCAGGAGCGGGAGAAGCUGCAGGCGGCCCAGGAGGAGCUGAGGCGCCAGCGGGACCGGCUGGAGGAGGAGCGGGAGGACACCGCGCAGGACAGCACGCGGGCGCGCAGGGAGCUGGAGCGCAGCCACAGACAGCUAGAGCAGCUGGAAGGGAAGCGCUCGGGGCUGGCGAAGGAGCUGGUGGCCGUGAGGGAAGCGCUGAGCUCUGCCACGCUGCAGCGGGACAUGCUGCAGGCGGAGAAGGCCGAGGUGGCCGAGGCGCUGACCAAGGCGGAGGCCGGCCGCGUGGAGCUCGAGCUCUCGGUGACCAAGCUGAGAGUAGAGGAGGCCUCGCUCCGGGACUCCUUGUCCAAGCUGAGCGCCCUCAACGAGAGCCUCGCACAGGACAAGCUGGGUCUGAACCGCCUUGUCGCCCAGCUCGAAGAGGAGAAGGCCGCCCUGUUGGGCCGGCAGCGGCAGGUGGAGCAGGAGGCCUCCUUGGCGAGGGAGCAGCAGGAGCGGCUGGAGCAGCUGCGGCUGGAGCAGGAGGUGGAGCAGCAGGGCCUGGAGGGCUCCCUGCGGGUGGCGGAGCAGGCCCGGGAGGCCCUGGAGUUCCAGCUUCCCUCGCUGCGCCAGGAGCGCUGCCGGCUGCAGGAGCAGCUGGCCCAGCUCUCCCGGCAGCUGAGCGGGCGGGAGCACGAGCUGGAGCAGGCACGGAGGGAGACCCAGCGGCAGGUGGAGGCGCUGGAGAGGGCGGCCCGGGAGAAGGAGGCGCUAGCCAAGGAGCGGGCUGGCCUGGCGGUGCAGCUGGCAGCAGCUGAGCGAGAAGGCCGGACCCUUUCGGAGGAGGCCACUCGCUUACGCCUGGAGAAGGAAGCCCUGGAGAGUAGCCUGUUUGAGGUGCAGCGGCAGCUGGCGCAGCUUGAGGCCCGCCGGGAGCAGCUGGAAGCUGACGGCCAGGCCCUGCUGCUGGCCAAGGAAGCCCUGACUGGGGAGCUGGCAGGCCUACGGCAACAGAUGACAAUUACAGAGCAGAAGGCAGCUCUGGACAAGGAGCUGAUGGCACAGAAGCUGGUGCAGGCUGAGCGGGAGGCCCAGGCUUCUCUCCGGGAGCAGCGGACGGCCCACGAGGAGGACUUGCAACGACUUCAGCGCGAGAAGGAGGCAGCCUGGCGGGAGCUGGAGGCCGAGCGGGCCCAGCUGCAGAACCAGCUGCAGCGGGAGCGGGAGGAGCUGCUGGCGCGGCUGGAGGCGGAGAAGGAGGAGCUGAGCGAAGAGAUCGCGGCCCUGCAGCAGGAGCGGGACGAGGGCCUCCUCCUGGCCGAGAGCGAGAAGCAGCAGGCCCUGUCCCUGAAGGAGUCCGAGAAGACGGCACUGUCAGAGAAGCUGCUGGGCACGCAGCACAGCCUGGCCGCCAUCUCCCUGGAGAUGGAGCGGCAGAAGAGAGAUGCUCAGAGCCGGCAGGAGCAGGACCGGGUAGGGCAGGCCAGGCAGAGUACCGUGAAUGCCCUGACGUCCGAGCUGCGGGACCUGCGGGCCGAGCUGGAGGAGGCCACUGCCGCCCAUGCCCAGGAGGCCAAGAGGCUACAAGAACAGGCCCGAAACCUGGAAAGGCAGCGGGAAUCCUCAGCGCGCGAGGCAGAAGAGCUGCGGACGCAGCUGCGCCUGCUGGAGGAUGCCCGGGAUGGGCUGCGGCGGGAGCUGCUGGAGGCCCAGCGCAAGGUGCGCGAGGGGCAGGAUGGCCGCGAGGCCCAGCGCCAGGAGGCCAGCGAGCUGCGGCGCAGCCUGAGCGAGGGCGUCCAGGAGCGCGAGGCCCUGCGGCGGUCCAACGAGGAGCUGCGGGCCGCCGUGAAGAAGGCCGAGAGCGAGCGGAUCAGCCUGAAGCUUGCCAACGAGGACAAGGAGCAGAAGCUGGCACUGCUCGCGGACGCGCGGGUGGCCGUGGGCAAGGAGGCCGAGGAGCUGCGGGCCGGGCUGCAGGAGGUGGAGCGCUCCCGGCUGGAGGCCCGCAGGGAGCUGCAGGAGCUCCGGCGGCAGAUGAAGAUGCUGGACAGUGAGAACGCCAGGCUGGGCCGGGAGCUGGUGGAGUUGCAGGGUCGCCUGACGCUGGGCGAGCAGGCAGAAAAGGAGGGCCGGCGGGAGGCCCUGGGCCUCCGACAGAAGCUACUGAAGGGCGAGGCCAACUUGGAGGCCAUGCGGCAGGAGGUCCAGGGGGCCCAGAGGAAGCUGCAGGAGCAAGAGGGCGAGUUCCGGGCCCGAGAGCGAGGCCUGCUGGGCUCCCUGGAGGAGGCGCGCAGCGCUGAAAAGCAGCAGCUGGACCACGCCCGCAGCCUGGAGCUGAAGCUGGAGGCGGCGCGGGCCGAGUCCGCGGAGCUGGGGCUGCGGCUAAGCGCGGCGGAAGGUCGGGCUCAAGGCUUGGAGGCCGAGCUGGCCCGCGUGGAGGCGCAGCGGCGCGCAGCCGAGGCCCAGCUGGGCAGCCUGCGCUCAGCUCUGCGCCGGGGCCUGGGCCUUGGGCGCUCCCCCAGCCCAGCCCCGGUACCCUCGCCCGGCUCCCCGGCCCGGAGUGCGCCGGCUGGAGGAAGUGGCGAAGGGCUCUACAGCCCCAGCCCCUUGGAACACAGCCCUGGGUCUGAGCCACCAUCCCCAGGACCUGCCACCUCCCCGGCAUCCCCAGACCUGGACCCUGAGGCUGUGCGGGGGGCCCUCCGGGAUUUCCUGCAGGAGCUACGGAGUGCGCAGAGACAACGGGAUGAGCUUCAGGCCCAGAUGAGCACCCUGAGUCGCCAGCUGGCCGAGAUGGAGGCCGAGAGGGACAACGCGACGUCACGGGUGAGGCAGCUGCAGAAGGCUGUGGCCGAGAGUGAAGAAGCCCGGCGAGGUGUGGACGGCCGGCUGAGCAGGGCACAGGCACAGCUGGCGGAGCAGGAGGAGAGUGUGCGGCGCAGCGAGCGGGAGCGCCGGGCCGCCCUGGACCAGGUGGCUGCCCUGGAGAGGAGCCUGCAGGCCACGGAGAGUGAGCUCCGGGCCAGCCAGGAGAAGAUCAGCAAGAUGAAGGCCAAUGAGGUGAAGCUGGAGAGCGACAAGCGGCGCCUGAAGGAGGUGCUGGACGCCUCCGAGAGCCGCACCAUCAAGCUGGAGCUGCAGCGGCGCUCGCUCGAGGGGGAGCUGCAGCGCAGCCGCCUGGGCCUGAGUGACCGUGAGGCCCAGGCCCAGGCCCUGCAGGACCGGGUAGACUCCCUGCAGAGACAGGUGGCAGACAGUGAGGUGAAGGCAGGGACCCUGCAGCUGACAGUGGAUCGGCUGAGUGGGGCUCUGGUCAAGGUGGAGGAGAGCGAGGGGGCCUUGCGUAACAAGGUGCAGGGCCUGACCGAAGCCUUGGCCCAGAAUAAUGCCAGCCUUACCAGCACCCAGGACAAGAAUCUGCACCUGCAGAAGGCCCUCACUGCUUGCGAACAUGACCGCCAAGUGCUCCAAGAACGGCUGGAAGCCGCCCGUCAGGCGUUAUCCGAGGCACGCAAGCAGAGCAGCUCCCUGGCCGAGCAGGUGCAGACGAUGCGGGGCGAGCUGGCGGACCUGGAGCUGCAGCGGGCGGAGGCGGAGGGCCAGCUGCAACAGCUCCAGGAGGUGUUGCGGCAGCGCCAGGAGGCUGAGGCUGCGGCCCUGCACACGGUCCAGAAGCUGCGGGACGAGCGGCGGCUACUGCAGGAGCGCCUGGACGGCCUGCAGGGCGCCCUCGGCCAGCUGGAGGUCGAGAAGCGGGAGGUGGAGCGGUCAGCGCUGCGCCUGGAGAAGGACCGCCUGGCCCUCAAGAGGAUGCUGGACAAGGUGGAGCGCGAGAAGCUUCGUAGCCACGAGGACACAGUGCGGCUGAAUGCGGAGAGGGGCCGCCUGGACCGCACGCUCACGGGGGCCGAGCUGGAGCUGGCUGAGGCCCAGAAGCAGAUCCAGCUGCUGGAGGCCCAGGUGGGAGCCCUGGAGGCCCAGAGCCCGGCCCGGCUGGAGGCCGAGGAGCAGCAGCAGCGGGAGCUGCAGCAGGAGGUGGAGCGCCUGCGCAGUGCCCAGGUGCAGACAGAGCGCACGCUGGAGGCGCGGGAGCGGGCCCACCGGCAGCGGGUGCGGGGCCUGGAGGAGCAGGUGUCCACACUGAAGGGACAGUUGGAACAGGAAUUUCGGAGGAGCUCAGCAUCCUUCUCCCCCAUGUCCGGCCCCGCGGGGGAAUGAGCCCCUUCCUGGUUGGCAUCCUAGAGGACAGCCGCAGCCGGGGCAGGGCCGCAGCCCCCAUCUGCAGGGUCCGCUCAGGCCCCCGGCCUGCCAGGCCACCAGAGCUUGGUGGGGGGUGGGGAGGAGCCAGGUGGCAGCGCUGAGGGCCAAAGGCUGGGGACUCGAGGAGCAGCUUUAUGGCCUCACCCGUGGGUCCCACCUCAGUUUGGUCCCUCCCCUGGGAUGAGCCUCCAGGUCCUGGCAGAGCCUCUCUGAGUGGCUGAGCCGAAGCCCGGGGUAAAGGAGACCCCCUCUUGCCUUUGGCUGGCCCUGGGGCAUGGGCUCAUGGGCAAGAGGAGGGGAGCCUGGGCUCCCCCAGCUUUCCCGAGCUCUCUCUGCCUUAGUUCCGAGUGUUUGUCAGGAAAUUCCUCAGAGUUCAGAGUCCCUGUAUUUUUAUACCUUUUUACAGUGUUAACGGUUCAGAACUAUUGUGUUUUUUUGUAGCAAGGAGACCUCAUUUUCUAAAAACGGUUUGUGUAGACGUGUCUCUUCACUUCUGCACCUGAGAGACUGGAGGGGCCAGGAGGGGGACACCGGGGCCUGGGCCAGGAGGGAUGAGGCCCCUGGCCAGGGGUACACAGGGAGAAGGGGAGGCUUGAGAAGGGCUGUGGCACUUCCCAGCCUCCCAGGCUGUCGGCCUGGGGACGGCUCUGGGGUCCUGUGCCACCCGUCCCAGGCAACAAAUGCGGCUGUGACCCAAACUACGCUCCUUCCAGCCACAGUGCUGUGGCCCCUCCUCAGGACGGGGUCCCCGGACACAGGCAGGCAGUCCAGACAGUGCAGGCCUGGGAGAAACCAUGGGGUCUUGUCCUGGCUCCAGCAAGUGAGCCUGGCGAAGCCGUACAACCUCUCGGAGGCUCGGUUUGCUUGUGUGUAAAAUGGGCACACACCUUGCAGGGGGGUCAUGAGGAGGUUCGUGUGCGAGGCACUCGGGGUCGGCAAGAGACAUUCCUCUCCUCCCUGGAGGCCAGUGGAGUCAGGCUCUGCCCCAGCUCUGCCACCUCCAGCUGUGGACCCUGGGUGGGUCACUGAUGCCCCUGGGCUUCUGGUCUGUUGGACAGAGACAUUACCAGGCCCCACCACGCAGGCCUGUUGGGAGGGUGUGCUGGUCAGACAGGGGGAGCCGGGUCCUCGUGUGCUGGUCAGAGGGAGGCAUUCUAAGGCCUUGGCCUACUUCUACCCUCUAACCAUCAGCCUUCCCCGCCCAAAGGUGGGUCUGAGUCCACCUACCUUGACCUCCUGCUUUAUAUCCUAGACGUACCUUUAUGCUUGCAUGUGGGAACUCAAGCCCUCACCAAGCAGCCUAGAC
Mustela erminea (ermine) is the source of this 9726-nucleotide messenger RNA. RefSeq names its product ciliary rootlet coiled-coil, rootletin (gene CROCC). Gene Ontology annotation, biological process: centrosome cycle. The coding region runs from base 2625 to 8378 and encodes 1917 amino acids. The record is from RefSeq and is a predicted model, not a curated record. The transcript has 35 exons. NCBI's taxonomy places the organism in Eukaryota, Metazoa, Chordata, Mammalia, Carnivora, Mustelidae.